AUGGUAGUGAGAGGGAAAGGUGAAGAAGAGAACGAGAUCGAGGAGAACAGAGCAACGGCGAUGCCCAAGCGUUUUCGAGCGAGGGAAGGAGUGGAAGCAGAACAACCGGGGGCCCCUUAA
Messenger RNA from Aspergillus niger, 120 nucleotides. RefSeq lists its product as uncharacterized. Lineage: Eukaryota; Fungi; Ascomycota; Eurotiomycetes; Eurotiales; Aspergillaceae. Bases 1 to 120 code for a protein of 39 amino acids. The record is from RefSeq and is a predicted model, not a curated record. The transcript is spliced from 2 exons.